GGCGGCGGCGUGGGAAGGCUGCACGAGGCCAUAGCUUCGGUCACGUCGUCCCCGUCAAAAAUAGCCACCACCAUCAGGGGCUUUUGGCAAACGUCAGCGGGCCCGGCUGCUAGUUCAGUACUCGGUCUGGGAUCAAUCAUGGUGAGUUCUACUGUCGUUGCAUCGGGGGAGAUGACCGUGUAAUGUAAGUUUACUAUAAAGUCAACCAUGGAAUCAACAGGAAAUCCCCUGAUACGUGGCUGGGAAGCUAUAGGUACUUUUAAAGUACCUUUAAUCAAUCUUGAAGUAAACGAACUCAAAGAAAUACUAUGGGAGAAGAUCCAAGAACCGGUAAUUCAAAGAAGACUGAUCCUAGUAAUCGUGUCUAUAGCACUACUGCUGGACAACAUGCUGUACAUGGUUAUCGUACCUAUUAUACCAGAUUAUCUAAGGUAUGUGGGAGCCUGGGGAGAUAUGCCUGUGGGUGUAAAUUUCACGGAAGAUCCAGUACCGACUAUGGAUCAUCAUGGACAAGAUUCUGCUACUGGAGUAUUGUUCGCAUCAAAAGCUAUUGUGCAGCUUAUGGUGAAUCCAUUUUCUGGUGCACUUAUUGAUCGCAUUGGCUAUGACAUUCCGAUGAUGAUUGGUUUAUCAAUAAUGUUUCUGUCCACAUCAAUAUUUGCAUGUGGAAGAAGUUAUUCUGUUCUCUUUAUCGCUAGAAGUCUUCAAGGAGUAGGCUCGGCAUUUGCUGACACGUCGGGUUUAGCAAUGAUUGCAGACAGAUUCACUGAAGAAAACGAAAGAGCUCAAGCUUUGGGUAUUGCAUUAGCGUUCAUCAGUUUCGGCUGUCUUGUUGCCCCACCUUUUGGAGGUGCUUUAUAUCAAUUUGCGGGCAAAGAAAUACCAUUUCUUAUUCUAGCGUUUGUCUGCUUAGUCGAUGGUCUUAUGUUGCUUCUUGUAAUGAAACCAAUAAAACAACAAUUAAAAGAGCAAAAACAUUUGAAAAAAGUGCCGACUAUUCCGAUUUGGAAACUAUUUAUGGACCCCUAUAUAGCAGUGUGUUCGGGAGCUUUAAUGAUGUCUAAUGUAGCACUCGCGUUUUUAGAACCUACUAUAUCCCUGUGGAUGGAAGAUCACAUUACUCACGAUAACUGGAAGAUGGGAAUGAUAUGGCUACCGGCGUUUUUCCCGCAUGUUUUUGGUGUAAUACUGACAGUAAAACUAUCGAAACUGUACCCCAACUAUCAAUGGCUGAUGGUGGCUGUUGGCUUAUCCCUAGAAGGCUUAAGUUGUUUAAUAAUACCUUUCUCAAGCUCCUACAAAGUUCUAAUGAUCCCAAUAUGUGUUAUAUGUUUUGGGAUAGCUUUAGUAGAUACCGCCAUACUGCCUACUCUUGGAUACAUAGUAGAUGUACGCUAUGUUUCUGUUUACGGUAGUAUAUAUGCAAUAGCAGACAUUUCGUACUCGUUAGCUUACGCUAUAGGGCCUAUAGUAGCCGGUGAAGUAGUAGAAAUGAUUGGCUUCACAUGGUUAAACAUCAUCAUAGCUGUUUCAAAUUUGGCAUACGCGCCUGCGUUGAUGAGACUGAGAAAUAUUUAUGACUUUAAACCAUUCCAAAAUGAAGCAAACAUUUUAAUGGCUGAUCCACCUGACAAAGAAUAUCAGACAUAUGCCAUGCAGGAACAACCGAUAUCGGUUAACAACGAAUAUUCAAGGAUGAGUGGACAACGGGAAACGGAUAUUGAUGGUCAUGUAGCAAUCGAAAACGAAAAUGCUACAUUUCAUCAACCUCAAGAGACCAAUCCAUUUAGGAGACCAUCACAAUCUACGCAAGAUAGAAAUCCGUUUAGACAACCUCGUUGAAAUUGUUAAUUCGGUAAGAUAAUUUAUUUAAACUUAGAAAACGUGGAUUCAAAAAUAUGCAUUACCCGAAAACGAGUUAAAUGUAAUCUUUAAGCAAUAUUUUGUUAUUAUAAAUUAAACAAUAUUUAUGUUUCCAAUUUUUAAUGGAUAAUUCAAUAACAAUGAUUAUUAUAAUUAUUGUAUCUUUUAAACUUUUAAAUAAAUGAAACUAUUACGUUUAGGCUACUAUUUGGAACCAAGCAUAGUAUUUCGGAAAAUAAUAUUCAAAUUAAGGUAACGAUCGAAUUGUAUUCAUUUCAUUUUAAUACUUAGAUCUCAGUUAAAUAUUGUGUCUAUCUGUAAGUCACAUGACAUUGGAUAUGUUAAAGAUAAAAGAUAUUAAGAAAUUAAAAAAAAUAAAACAAACACGAACAAUGAAACAGUCAUAACCUAAUUAGUAGGUAUCAUUAUUUAAUUAAACUUAAAAAAUAAUAGUUAUCAUUGAAUUCUGGUUAAUAGGAGCUCAAUUAUAACUUAAAAUAUAUCGAUGAAAGAAAGAAGUCAAUUGACUAAUGAUAAUGACAAACUAUUAGUCUUUAAAGCAUUCAAUUAUUUAUUGUAACUCAAACAUAUCUUUUUAAAAAAAAACUGAGCUUACUUUGUUAGCUUUGUUUUACAGCAAAUAAAAAUUAGACUAAAAUAUAAAUUUAUUAUUCGUGCGUAUAGCAAGAAUAUCCUUAGUUAUAAAUGAAAUAUCAGUAUAACUCUAGUAUUAAGUAAUUAGUUUAAUUAUUAUUAGUUAAAUUAUAUUUGACCAUAAGAUAUUUUAUCUUGGGCGCCCACCAAAACAUAUCGCACACAUAUCAAUAAAUUGUAAGUUGUACAUAAAUUAGAACUUCUAAUUUAGAAGUACUCAUUUAUUAACAUGUAUAAACAUUUUUUUUUUAUUAUCAUUAUUUUGUAUACAAGUACAUUAAGUUAAUUAUUAUAUUAUUUACACUUGAACGUGUAAACAACCAAGAUCAUAUACAUAUCAUGAAAUAAAGUUCGAUACAUAUCAUUGUACGAAAUUAUAUUUAUCUUAAGGACUGUAGUAUGAUAAGUAAAUAUAGCUUUAAGAAUAAUGAUUAAUAGUAGUAAAUACAAUAUUAAUGUAUGCCGUGAAUGGUCGGUGACAACAAAAACCGUAUUUUAUUGUUGAGGUCCCAUUGAAUAUCAAUUGAACUGUGUUAUUUUACUUUAAGAUUAAUCUAUAUAACUUAGUUAAGCGUUUUAUUUUCAGUUAUAAACAUCGUUCUUAUUAGUUAAUCCCAUAGAAUUGUAGUUAUUUAAUCUUGUAUUAGAUAUUGUUGAUGUUUUGUGUAAGUUGUUUUACAAAAACAACCUCUAUAAUUUAUUAUGAAAUUUAUAUAAUUUCCAUACAUUUUCGGUUGAUUCAAACGAAAUAUCAUUUGUUUAAAAUUCAAACUUUAAAACAUCGUUACCAAGUUUUUUAGUUGUAUUUAUUUUUAUUUAUUAAAACUAAAAUAUUUAUAAUUAUUGUUUUUUUAACUGUUUUUUAAUUAUGUUCGAUGUUAAACAAAUACAUGCCAAUUAAUUAAUAGUAUAUUGAUAUAUUAUAUUUACUUGAAGCAUACACGAAUACUAAUCAUAUUAUAUCUAUAAUGUAGAGCUACUAUAUUUCCCAUUUCUCUAAUAUUAUAAGGGAAAAUAUCUUAAAUAAUUAUUAUACAAAUAAUUGUUUUGUUCUUAUUACUAUUAUGGUUUCAUAAUUUAAAAUACUAAACUUUUUUGAGUCCACUAGCUGUAAAAUUGGUUAAGACUAAAUUACCACGAUUUUUAAAAUAUGUAAAAAACAAAUAAAGUAAUCAUUUGUUCGUAAAAAUAUUAACAAAUAUAACUAUUAUUUUAGUCUAUUUGUAUACAAAUAUACUCAUAAUGUAUGUUGCUUCGCCAUUUUAAAAUUAUAAGUGUAUUUAUUAGAUAUGGAGAACAGUUAAUAAUAAAACUUGGUUAAGCUAUCGAUUUUGGUAAAAAGUGAACAUUUUACAUUUCGCAACUGGUCAAGUUAUAUGUAGACUACUAUACACUUUUAUCUUUGUACAAGUAAAAUUACUUUAGUUGUUAUUUAAUCUUGUUGACAUUUAUAAUCAUUUCGUUUAAUAAAAAUAACAGUUAUUAAUAUAA
Molecule: messenger RNA, 4008 nt
Organism: Adelges cooleyi (spruce gall adelgid)
Lineage: Eukaryota; Metazoa; Arthropoda; Insecta; Hemiptera; Adelgidae
Gene: VAChT
Product: vesicular acetylcholine transporter
Exons: 2
Coding region: 208-1842 (544 amino acids)
Biological process (GO): chemical synaptic transmission; xenobiotic transport; transmembrane transport
Cellular component (GO): terminal bouton; membrane; AP-2 adaptor complex
Molecular function (GO): xenobiotic transmembrane transporter activity; acetylcholine transmembrane transporter activity
Source: RefSeq, a predicted model, not a curated record